Messenger RNA from Rattus rattus (black rat), 1283 nucleotides. RefSeq names its product interleukin 10 (gene Il10). Gene Ontology annotation, molecular function: cytokine activity. The record is from RefSeq and is a predicted model, not a curated record. Lineage: Eukaryota; Metazoa; Chordata; Mammalia; Rodentia; Muridae. Gene Ontology annotation, cellular component: extracellular region. Gene Ontology annotation, biological process: immune response. Bases 37 to 573 code for a protein of 178 amino acids. The transcript has 5 exons.
GCCACAACGCAGCCUUGCAGAAAACAGAGCUUCAGCAUGCCUGGCUCAGCACUGCUAUGUUGCCUGCUCUUACUGGCUGGAGUGAAGACCAGCAAAGGCCAUUCCAUCCGGGGUGACAAUAACUGCACCCACUUCCCAGUCAGCCAGACCCACAUGCUCCGAGAGCUGAGGGCUGCCUUCAGUCAAGUGAAGACUUUCUUUCAAAAGAAGGACCAGCUGGACAACAUACUGCUGACAGAUUCCUUACUGCAGGACUUUAAGGGUUACUUGGGUUGCCAAGCCUUGUCAGAAAUGAUCAAGUUUUACCUGGUAGAAGUGAUGCCCCAGGCAGAGAACCAUGGCCCAGAAAUCAAGGAGCAUUUGAAUUCCCUGGGAGAGAAGCUGAAGACCCUCUGGAUACAGCUGCGACGCUGUCAUCGAUUUCUCCCCUGUGAAAAUAAAAGCAAAGCAGUGGAGAAGGUGAAGAAUGAUUUUAAUAAGCUCCAAGACAAAGGUGUCUACAAGGCCAUGAAUGAGUUUGACAUCUUCAUCAACUGCAUAGAAGCCUACGUGACACUCAAAAUGAAAAAUUGAACCACCCGGCGUCUACUGGACUGCAGGACCUAACUAGAGCUUCUAAAUCUGAUCCAGAGAUCUUAGCUAACGGGAGCAACUCCUUGGAAAACCUCGUUUGUACCUCUCUCCAAAAUAUUUAUUACCUCUGAUACCUCAGUUCCCAUUCUAUUUAUUCACUGAGCUUCUCUGUGAACUAUUUAGAAAGAAGCCCAAUAUUAUAAUUGUACAAUAUUUAUUAUUUUUUAAUCUGUGUUGUUUAAGCUGUUUCCAUAGGGGACAUUUUAUAGUAUUUGAGUGUUCCAAAGGAAAUUAUAUUAUAUAAUGGGAGGGGAGCUUCCUUAGGAAGCAACUGAAACUUCGAUCCUAAGGCUGGCCACACUUAAGAGCUGCAGAGCUGUUUACCAAUGGUGUCCUUUCGCUUGCCCUCAUCCCUGAAUUCAGGACUCCUGAGAGAGUUGUGAAGACUCUCAUGGGUCUUGGGAAGAGAAACCAGGUUGCUCCUUCCAUGAUUAUCCUUGCAACAGCUCAGCGCAUCUCCCUGCCAUCACUCUGCAACCACUUCCAGUCUCGAAAGCUGUGACCAGUUUGUUAUUUAUAACCACCUAGAAUUAGUUCUAAUAGAACUCAUUUUUAACUAGAAGUAAAUCAAUUCCUCUUGGGAAUGGCGUAUUGUUUGUCUGCUUUUGUAGCAGAUCCUAGUUUUGAAUAAAUGGAUCGUACUCAAAUCA